UACCUAUAAAAAUAUUAUUUACAGGAACUAAAACAUCAUGAUUGGAACAUAUAUCUUACUUUUGGUGAUUGGAGCGAGUACAGCCAUACCAGAAGCGAGAGGCGCAAAACGACCUGCGCCUCCAUACGUCGAAGCGAAUGGGCAGUUCCAACAGGCAAAAUACUUUGUACAAAGCAACCUACCAUUGAAACCGAGAGAUAUCCACGAUCCCGCUGAAAGACAAAACCAAGGUUAUGGAGUCCUUGUGGGAGUUGUCUCUGAUUUGGUUGACGCCCUUGAUAGACCAGACUAUGAACCCAUGCUUGUCUUGGCCGAAAGUGUCCCAGCUUCAUUGAGAAACUAUUUGGAAAUAGCGAAACAAGCGCAGCUAGAAGUAUCCGACUUAGAACUUAAAGUCCAAUUGAUAACCGAUUACAUGGCUGCCACAUGUAUUUCAUAUACUAUCCAGGAAUGCAAUGAACACGUUCAAGAAAAGGUGGAAAGUCUGCCUACCCUUUACAGAGCUCCAGCUAAGCUUCUUUUAAAACUUGGUAAAGUUUCAACAGUCAUUCUAAACAACCAAGAUAACCUCCAAGAAGUGACAAAAGACCACGGAGAAGUUUCUUAUCUUUUACAUAAUGUUGAAAAGCCAGAUUUCCAAAAUUUCAUUAAGGAGUUAAACGAAAUUAAGCACGCAGCAAAAAACAUACAACUCAGAAGGAUGUCAAAUAAUUGAUUAGAAACGGAACUCAAACACUGGACGUUUGGAAUCGCUUUAGAAAUAAAACGUGUGUGAAGCA
Molecule: messenger RNA, 779 nt
Organism: Danaus plexippus (monarch butterfly)
Lineage: Eukaryota; Metazoa; Arthropoda; Insecta; Lepidoptera; Nymphalidae
Exons: 3
Coding region: 38-715 (225 amino acids)
Source: RefSeq, a predicted model, not a curated record